Messenger RNA from Suillus paluster, 1806 nucleotides. RefSeq lists its product as uncharacterized. The coding region runs from base 84 to 1706 and encodes 540 amino acids. The transcript has 4 exons. Lineage: Eukaryota; Fungi; Basidiomycota; Agaricomycetes; Boletales; Suillaceae. The record is from RefSeq and is a predicted model, not a curated record.
CGUCGACUCCACGAUAAACUGAACAAUAAAGCAGCCCAACUCGGCGAGGCUCCCAGUUAAAUCCCUCUUCUCGAGUAAACCCAAUGUCUAACCACGAGGCUACAACUAUAUCCCGCGCGACCUCUAUCUCGCGUGCUAGCAAACACGGCUCGACAGCGUCGCGUAACCAGUCGCUCAUCAAGAAAAAUGUUGCCCCGCAGGAUUUACGCCCAUCCGAUAUUCUUAUCGAGCGAUUCGUCUCCUGGAAAGCUAUUGUGAAGCAGCUCAUCAGUUACUUUGAAGGAAUCGCCGAUAUCGAGAACAAUAUCGCCAAGGAAUACACAAAGCUUGGCGCAGUCAUCCAAGUACCCUUCCGCUCAGGAAACCAAUUUCUGGGCGAAGGUGGCCUGCAGGAUGUAUACUAUGGCAUUCGCGACAAAACGCGCCUCAUCGCAGACCAGCAUGCAAACUUGGGUAGAACCGUUGAUAGCUCCAUCGUGCAACAUCUACAGAAACUACACGCAGAAAUUAAAGCCCACAUAAAGAAUGUUCAAAACGACACCGGCAAAUUGGCUACUAGCGUUGCCAAAGAACGCGAGCUCUCCGGACGAAUGAUCAGCGAACUGGCAACGAGCGUCAGCAUUUUUAAGAAUACCCCGAUGACCGUGACCAAUAAGAGCGACCCUUAUGUUGCCAAUAUAGCGGUCAUGAGACAAUUACAGAAGCAGGUACACGAGGAAAAUGCUCUUCAGAAGUCCAUCAUCAUCAUGCAACAGAAUUCUGCCCACUUCGAGGAAGGAAUAGUGCGCGCCAUUCAGUCGGCGUGGCAAACCUAUGAUGAGUGGCGAUCUCGAAUGACCGAUUCAGUGCAGGAUACGUGGCACACCAUGGGUCGGAACAUGGUCUCACUUACGCCCGACCGAGAGUGGAUAUCAUUUUCAGCCAGAUCUGAUCAUCUUCUCGAUCCCGAGACCCCUCUGCGAAAUCCAGAAACAAUUCAGUACCCUUCCAAAGAAGAUACCUCUGUCAUAGCCGUGCAUACUGGACAUCUCGACCGCAAGAAGAGGUUUACAAGGACCUAUCGCGAGGCUUAUUAUGUCCUCACCCCUGCAGGAUUCUUGCACGAGUUUGCGACAUCUGACCCAUCUCAAACAGGCAGUCAAACACCCAUAUUCUCAUUAUUCCUUCCGGCGUGCACGCUUGGUCCUCCUUCAACACCGUCUUCAAAGUCUCACAAAUUCCACAUCGAGGGUCGCAAAGAUGGCACAGGUACCACUAAACAUGGCUCCUUCAAAUUGCCCAUGACGGGUGGCCAGCAUGCCUGGUCAUUCCGUUCUCGUAGUCAUGAGGAUAUGAUGGAGUGGUGGAAUGAUGUCAGAAUGCUAUGCGCCCGUUAUCUCGUCGCUAGCGAGCAAAUGGACCGCGGGGGUCCAGUCGAGGCAGCUGUCCGUUCCGCUGGGUAUGUCAGUGAAGAAGAGGACGAGGAGGAGGAGGAUGGGUCUAGCAUUGAAGAAGAGGAACAGGAAGACGAGGAUGAGGACCUGUAUCAAGAUGCUGUCGUCGAUAAUGACGACGAGAAUAAGGCUCCACCUUCUUACACCAAACCUGCCAAUAGUUCUUUCACCGGAGCUCGUCAGAAUGGUUACGCGGUAAGUGUCUUGAUUUAUUUGUUGAUAUAUCCACUGAUUAUUUUUCUGCUCAGCCAGAAAAGCGAGCGUCGUCGAUAAGCCAUGAUGAUGGCACGGCUUCGUCACGCCCAAGCAAGCGUCAGCAGGAGAAGGCACCUGAAGGACGACCUCCUCACAGUGGAUAUGUAUCUGAUGCCGA